CCUACACUCACACCUCGUACUUCAGCGAUACCCUUCCCUUUCCCUCCAACAAACAUAUAAAGUACUGAACCGUGCCGCGCCGUGCGAAUGCUCUAUCACGCUUUGCGACUCGCCUGCAUAACCGUUUCCUCGUUCAAGACAUGGAAAGCCGUGGUUGACUCGAGCAACAGGGCUGUUGCACGGAGGUACAUGUUCCUCUGGUUUCUGACCCUGACCGGACUCUCACUCGAGCCUAUCGUUGACUCGCUUUUGGGCCAUUGGAUUCCGAUGUACGAGGGCCUCAAGAUCACUGUCGCAGGGUGGCUACUUUUGGCACACUUUUAUCUAGCAAAGCCCAUAAGCUCCGAUGCCGCUGAUACGUACUGUACACUACAGGACCACAGUCCACAUCUCAUUCGAACACAAAGCACCCUCAGCGCGGUCUCCGCUGGCAGCCAGAGAUCGUAUCAAACAGCUGCAUCGAGGCAAUUGCAUGGCCAGCAGCGGUCAACUCCUACCUUGAGGGAAAAUGGAACGAUCUCCUCCGCUUCAAAUCUGGAUUUUGGGCGGUUCAAGAGGGACCUCGAGCGGAGACGGACGUCCCAUUCUGUCCACUCUGCAACAGCGUAUGCCCUCAAUCACAGCCCAGUAAUCAGCAAAUCGCAGAUCAAUGCAGCAGAUUUCUACCCAACAAUCUCGGCUUCCGCGUUAGCCAACCCGUUCCAUGUACCAGCAAAAUCCACAGUAGACAACAGAACCACAUUUGGUCUCGCCGGUGCAAAAGCCGCUACAGAGGCAAUAACGGCCCUUGGCAAUAGAGUCCCUCCUGUCGAUACCUUUCAGUUUGGAGAAACAUCAGCUAGUCGAAAAAGAUCUCUUUCGGCAGUGUCAUCCCACAUCAAAACUCAAAGAUCAACCACCGGGCAGAGUUCUCGACGUCGAAAUUCGGAUCAAUCCUUUCGCCCGACUGCCGACCCUGCCGAUACACUGGCAUCCAACUCUAGGAUGACCAAGCGGCUAAAGCAGCUACUCAGGGAAGAGCAGGUCGAUGAAACUACGCACGGGGAAGCUACCUCACAGGAUGGACUACUAAUGCCUUUGCAAACGAUCGAAAAGAAACAACACAACGCACACGGGGAUAUAUCAGCUCAACCAACGACCUUCAUCAGAUCAAAGCCGCCAGGAAGGAACCGCAAGAAGCUACUUUCACACCCCCGGACAUUAACUGUAUUACAUAAUGCGCCUCUGCAACAACAGAACAGCGCAGACAAACGAAAGCUUGUCGGCGCCUUAUCUCCUUUGAUGGUCGGUCAAGCUGAUAAGCGGAAAUCAAGGGCUGGAGCAGCCAGUUUUGAUUCACGGAUGAAGAAUGUCCGGGACUGGCUCAAGGAACGGAAUCCAUCGAUGAUCUCCCCCCCACUCAGCGCAAACUCGGAGCUUUCAAUAGCCACCAUCACUCGCGCUAAUAGACAGUCUUCGACAAUCUUGUCUCCAAAGAUGGUGGGAAGCACUGGCGAAAUAGAUGGACUUCACAAGCCCCACAAGCGAAAAGCAUUUCGACAGCUCGCACCAUCAAUGGGCUCCAAGAAGCUGGCAAGGAAUGAGGGAGAGAACUGUAGAAGAGGCGCAGAACAAGGUGGAACAUAUCCGCCAUCGCAUGAAACAAUCGUCUCAAUCCCCCGACCACAGCUGAUUUCGCAUUCAUCCGAACUUUCAGGAACCCUACACCGUGAAUACACCAACAAAAGUGCCGUAAACAGUAGUGAUAGCAACAACAUCUAUACCAAGGCUCAUGACCCAUUACGCGACCAGCCUGAAACAGACUCUUUCUUCCCGCCUGUCAACUGGAGUCGAUUUCAGCAGCAAGACAGAGCUCGACCUCAUACCCGUCCCCCACCCUCAGUAGUAGAUGCGGAUGCUCUUCCUUCAUCAGAAUUUACCUUUAGAAUGACUCCAACGCAGAUAUCGAACCAAGCCUUUACGCGUACCAUCGGCGGUCGUGAUGCCGACGGCGUCGCUAUCUCCCCAUUGAUUAGGCUCCGGCAAUCCCAGCUCAAACAGCGUCAGCAGGAAGACUUUUUGGGCAUCAAGGCGGAUAAAAACUCUUCUUCAAGGCGUGCUGCCGAGAGCGGAGGUCUUACAUUCAAUGAGACGCUAGAGGCAUGGGAGAGGGAGGACGACGAAGAGUUGGCCAGGAAUGCAGCUCGUGAGGAAGCAGAAAUGGAAGCGUUAGGGCAGCACCAGGAUGGAUUCCUGUCAUCAUCAUCUCUGGAAGAAGAUCGAAAGGUUAAUCCAGUUGCCAGCAACACUUCAGCCUCUAGUUUACUCAGGACUGUGCCAUUCAAUGGUGAAUCCUCAAGGCGGCCCGAGCCAAGCUUUAAUUCAAUGAAGCCGCUUCAGGAACCAGCAGCCAAAGACUCUGGAGACGCCGUAGCGAAGACCUUGCCAUCGUCACUGGACCGGCAGCCGUUUAAUAUUCAUGGCUUCUCUAGCAGUCUUGGCAGGCCUGAUGAUCGACAUAGUGUUUUGGUCGCCUCUGAAUCGGCUCCUGAACCUCGGUUGUUCUCGAGCACUAGCCAAAAGGAAGAUACCUACAAUCGCCGUCAAAAGCGUCCAGGAUUAUACACACCCAGCAAAAAAAAUCGGACAUUCGAUGCCACUACGCUGUUGGAUCGUGUCCCACCGCAAUCGCCCCAAACAUCCACGCCCACCGUCAUGAACAGAUACAUCCAGCUCUCCUCAUUAUCGGACGAGGAGUGCACUUAGUUCAUACCAAUGCAUUUUUUCUGUACUCAAUAAUAACAAUGACAGUGACAAUGGCAA
This is a messenger RNA of Gamsiella multidivaricata, 2802 nucleotides long. RefSeq lists its product as uncharacterized. The record is from RefSeq and is a predicted model, not a curated record. NCBI's taxonomy places the organism in Eukaryota, Fungi, Mortierellomycota, Mortierellomycetes, Mortierellales, Mortierellaceae. The transcript is spliced from 3 exons. Bases 88 to 2745 code for a protein of 885 amino acids.